AGGAGGAGGUGGAGGAGGAUGGGACAUGGCUGAUGCUGAUGCGAGAGCUUUCGGGGUCUGUGUUGAAACAUCGGUGAACUGACUGUCAAAUGAUGGAGCUUUUUGGCCUUAUUUAAUGGACAUUUUAUCCCAUUAUGGUUUUCGACCAGGGGCGCUGAGACUGAUGUGUUUUUGAGAGGGGAAUAAUACAGGAUUCUGGGACGGAAGGGACUGUUUCGACUCGUCACUCGUCUGGCCUGCCUUGUGACUGACACAGGCCGAAGUGAAACAUGACGUUGGAUGCUCUGACGCCGAGACAUUUGACAACUACCGGGAGCGGAUCUGCCAUGACAGAAAUGGACAUAAUGGUGGUAGAUGACUCACUGCCGAUGGUUUCAGCUGUGAAGACGAGGGAGGAAGAUGUCUCCCCACUGAAAGCUGUUUUUGACGCUUUAGACCAAGAUGGAGAUGGAUUUGUACGUAUUGAGGAGUUCAUGGAGUUUGCUGCUGCGUAUGGUGCUGAUCAGGUGAAGGAUCUGACAAAGUUUUUGGAUCCCAGUGGCCUGGGCGUGAUCAGCUUUGAAGACUUCCACUGUGGAAUCUCUGCUAUCAGCAGUGGAGGUCCAGAGCCGCAGCUCUACAAUGUAAACUACAGCCCAGGGGAUGGAGCUGUGGGCUGUCCAGAAGAAUACGAUGAGCAAAAUGAGGUGACUGACAGUGCGUAUUUGGGCUCCGAAAGCACUUACAGUGAGUGUGAGACCUUCACUGAUGAGGACACAGGUGCCCUCGUACCCCCUGAGAUGCAUGAGGAUGUGGAGACAGACAGCGGUAUUGAGGCCACGCUGCAUGACCCUGAAGAUGGUGGAAAUAGGUUUUCCCUGAACUCUGAGCUCCAUACCCACUCUCUGGUGACGGUCAUCUGUGGAGAGGAGGAGCACUUUGAGGACUUUGGGGAAAGUAAUACUUCAGAGUUGCUGCUGGAGAGCACUGUGGAUGGGACAGGAGGGGAAGGAGACUCUCCUCUUGUGCAGCCCUCUGAGCAGCUCAAUGGCUCCUCACUGCUCUCUCCCAGUGCACCUGCUCCUCUCCCUGACUGCUUUCAGAGCUUCCUCAGGGAGGAGGCGCUGGACUUUUUCUGUAGCCAAUGUCACAAACAAAUAAGUCGUCUCGAGGACCUCUCCACUCGCCUCACUUUCCUAGAGAUGACUAGUGCUGGCAAGAGGCUGUCCAGCAAGAAAGUAGCAAGACACCUCCUCCAGAACAGCUCAAUGACUCUUGACACCAUGAGUGACUUGACACGGGAUAUCCUGGAGCUUGCUGACAAUGACAUCACAGACAAGGUGCUCCUCCUUGAGCGUCGAGUGGCCGAGUUGGAAAAGGAGUCAGAGGCCUCGGGGGAGCAGCAUGCGCGGCUGCGCCAGGAGAACCUUCAACUGGUGCACCGGGCCAAUGCCCUGGAGGAGCAACUGAAGGAUCAGGAGCUCCAUGAUGAUGAACAACUACAGCAAGAGAUCCGUCGUCACAAGGAGGCCCUGAGCAAGCUGGAGAGGGAGAGGGGGCUGGAGCUGGAAAACCUGCAGGCCAGGCUUCAGCAGCUGGAUGAUGAGAACAGUGAGUUGAGAUCCUGUGUUCCUUGUCUACGAGCAAACAUCGAGAGACUAGAGGAGGAGAAGAGGAAGCUGCAGGAUGACACGGAAGCAAUGUCUGACAGGUUGAAGGAGGAGACGGAGUCUCGCAGGAAGAUGGCUGACAAGCUGAGCCAUGAGCGCCACCAGAACCAGAAAGAGAAGGAGUGCACUCAGGAGCUUAUUGAAGACUUGCGUAAGCAGCUAGAGCACCUACAGCUGUACAAGUUGGAGGCCGAAGCAAAGAGAGGGCGCUCAUCCAGUGCAGGGCUACAGGAGUAUCAGACCCGCACCCGCGAAGCUGAGCUGGAGCAAGAGAUCAAACGACUCAAACAGGACAACCGCAGCCUAAAGGAGCAGAAUGAUGAAUUAAAUGGCCAGAUUAUCAACCUGAGCAUCCAGGGGGCCAAGAACCUGAUGUCAGCCUCCUUCUCAGACUCUCUGGCAGCUGAGAUCAACUCUGUGUCUCGUGCAGAGUUGAUGGAGGCUCUGCACAAACAGGAGGAGAUCAACUACAGACUCCAGGACUACAUUGACAAAAUCAUUGUGGCCAUCAUGGAGUCCAAUCCAUCUAUCCUGGAGGUCAAAUAGACACCAUGCAGCCAGGGGACCACACAGAGUGACUCCAUGGGCUGUUUAAAAAAUAUUGGUGACUUGACUGAAUCAAAAUUACCAGGAUGAUGUAAAAUAUUCUGACAUCAUUUUGGUAGGAAAAAAACUGAUGCACUCAACUCCUCGAAACAGAAAAAUGUAAGAUUUCUAAGAAGUUUGUGGCUGUCGGUGAAAAAUAAGCUAUUUUCAGUUAGAUAUUCCUUGAGACUGUGCUUGUUUGUCCAUGUAUGUGUUAACCCUCCUGAAAGCACUUGGGUUCUGGUGACUUCCAUGCAUUUGGCUAGAGGGACCUGAGUAUUCAUUCCCCUGUUGAAUGGAUGAAAUGUGUGCAAGAAGUCGGUAUCAUUCAGAGUAAAAGUCUACACCCCUUUCCAAAAACGGUGUCGGUGUUUGAUUAAGCUAAAACUAAGAUCAGUUGUACCUAAAGGCCUUAAAUGGAAGGUGAGUAUUGGUUAUACAUACCAUACAUGCCUCUGUUUAGUCGGUGAAAUGUUACUGGCAUGACUUUGGUAUGUGGACUGUGACCUCCUGCAUCAGGCUGAGUCGCGUUGAAUCCUAAUCACAAAGCCGUAUGAAGCUGUGGUCAGGAGACAAGUAGAAAUUGUUCAUAAUAAUAAGAAAGUUUGCUGUGCUGCCUAUCGAGCCCUAUGGUAGUGUCCUUUCCUUUAACCAAGUUCAACUGUCUUUCCAGUGAACCCAAGUGAGGGACAUUUCUAGGUGUUGUGGAUGAGAAGUGUCCGGAGGGUUUUUUUUGUGUGUGUGUGUGUGUGUGUGUGAGAGGUGUUUUUUGCUCUCUUACUUAAAGGUAUUGCAAAGGCUUGGUGACACUUGAAGUAACGGUAAUGAAGCCAGUUGUUCAUGUAAGCUUCAGUGUCUCAAAUGAAGGAACUGAAUGGUUGUAAUUUGCUUCAUGAUUUAUUUUUACAAUGAAACAGGGUCUUGGAGCUCAGGUGGGCUGGAAACCAAGUGGAAAAGCAAUACAUUUCCCAUCACUCCCUGGCACAACUGUUAGACAAAUCGUAUUUAUCUCACUGACUGACAAAACGUAACCAGCUAAAAUGCACCAAACACUUAAAGUAAACAUGAAGGGAAACCUGCGAGUGACUGUGGGAAUUGUAGUUUUAUUUUUGUAAGUACAGCCCACCUGAUCCUAGUGUUCUCUUGCUGAGUAAAAGUGUGACCAGUUACUGACUGAUAGACUUUUGAUAGGCUGUAUGUGAGAAUCAAAUGCGUAUACUUUGCACUACAUUUUUUUUUCUGUGUUUUGUUGAUAGAAAACUGUUUAUUGAAAUGGGAUCAAAUGUAGGAUUGAAGAUGUUUUGAAGGCAUGUGGGAUUUGUUGCUAUGGGAUGUACCAGCAAACCUGGGGAUGGUGUGCAGACAACUCACUCAGUUAAGAAAAAAAAAGCAUCACACUAUUCAUAGUGCAAUAUUGAAUUGGAAAUGCCAUGUCUCAAGAUAAAUUUUCACCUGCAUACUGUAUUUUUCAGCCAUCAGGAGUUCAUAUGAGCUUUUCUGCUGGCUAUGGGCCUGUUUUUUUUUUUUUUUUUCCUUCCUUCUUCUAAGACCUGAUCUGCACAUGUAAUAUUGAAGAACUUUGGUAGCAAUAAUGCUUGGCAAGAAAGUGGACAUUAGUGGAAGGCAGGUGAAACUAGCCUUCUCUUCUGCUGAGGCAACAUCGGCUAUUUUGAAGACACACGGACUGCUUUUAGACUUAACACCAUGCUUAUUGGUACCGUGCAGCCAUUGAUACUUUUGGACACUACCUUCUGACUCAAACUGGACAUACUGUAGGUAGCAGACAUCUGGAUGGAUUCCUAAUUGAAGUCGGGGAGGUUGUUUUUGACUAAACAGCGUGACAUUCUGCACCAAUAUGAUGAGAAUUCCUAUUUUUCACCCCAUUCACCUUUCUCUCACUGCUCUUCUUCACUCCACUGAAAAAUGGCCUUGGAUGUAAAUGUGUUGUAAAGCGUUCUUCUUUUUUUUUUUUUCUUUUUCUACACUCAUUCUAGAUUCUAGGUAUUUUUAUAGUCUUAUGGUGAGCGACCGCUGCCUGUAUUCUUCUCUAGCAUGUAGCGUGUACAGCAUCUGUUUUUUUUUUUCCUCAUUUUAAAGUCACAUGCAGAUAUUUAUUCAUCUUUUGACACAAACGACAACUCGCACUUUGAUCUGUUCUGCUGAAAAUGAUAUGUACAUUUGUGAUUUCACAAGAGGAGAUGGCUUCAUGGUUAAUGAAUCUGUGGGAGAAUUUGACUUGAGCAAAUGGUUUAAAACAGUCAUACUGUCUUUGGAUGCGUUGCCAUUGUGUAACAGGUUUGAAUAUGACCUGGUCACAAUGGUUGGUUGUUGAGGGCCUUGCACUCUUCCAUAAUACUGAUAAGGCUUUGACAUCUUUAAGAUUGUGAUUUUAGAUAUGACUGAGUUUGCAGGUUCUACUGUUGUCUUCCCAGAUGGAGUCAAGUAUUGCAUGGAAACACCGAUUUUUUUUAAAUUGUAUAGCUCUGAUUCAGUUGUACGACCUAUGUUUUGACUUCCAGACCAUAUGAUAUAAUAUCCAUUAGUGCGGUUGUAGAGAUUGUGAAACCUCAGUGUCAGCACAUGACACCUCAUAUUCAGGCUUGCUGGUGUGACUGGAUAUUUGCUCCAGGAGAUUUAAUACCUAGUUCUUUAUCAAGAAGGGAAUCAUUUACAGUAUGCUUUACAAAGAGGGAACAGGAUGAUACCCAAACACGGCAAGCUAUGUUACACUUGAUUCUCUCACUGCUUCAUAUUUUGUCUUUUUUGACAAGUAAUUUGAUGACUGGCAACAGAAUAACUAGACAAUAGGUGAGACCACAGAGCUGAGAAAACAUUCCCUUUUAGCAGAAAUGAAGCUGGGUGUACUUUAACCAGAUCUAGUUUCCCUAUUUGAAUUUUGAAAAUGACCAAAGAUGGAUGCUUGAACUUCAACUGAUCAUUUUGUCUAUCAGGGUCCUUGAUCACACUUUUGGUAACACUUUGCCUCUUCUAAUAAAUCACAAAUCAACAUCUCAGCUUUCCCUGAAAGAAAAAUGAAACUUGUCUGUUAGUCUAAACACUGUGCCUCAGUGUCUCAAACGUUGACUCUAAACUAACCUGAUGAGUCCUGGGAAAAGCACUGACCAUGUAACUGUCAGUCUGUUAAAUAACCAUGAAACCUGAACUGUAAAUAUGAAUUGUCUUUAUGUGAACUUUUUUCCUUCUCUCUCAUACUCGCUUCCAGUGUCCAAAGAAAGUCUGCUCAAGGCACAAACAUCACUACUGAAGUAGUGCAUGGCUUGCCAUUAUGUGACAUGGGAAGAUAGAAUAUUGUAGAAAAGAGAAAUUGUAAAAGUUAAAUUUAUUCCUAUUUUCAAAGAUAAUGUAUAAAUGAUGACAGUAUUGGUUACAGCUGUAUAUUAUUUUUAAAGGUCCCCAAAUGGUCUCAUCCUAAUUGUUACUGGGGAAAUGUAACUUCAGUCAUUGUACAAAGAGAACAUUUAAAGUUGAGCAGUGAGGUUAAGAUUAGAAAAAUAAAUGGAAUAAAAUGA
Molecule: messenger RNA, 5764 nt
Organism: Monopterus albus (swamp eel)
Lineage: Eukaryota; Metazoa; Chordata; Actinopteri; Synbranchiformes; Synbranchidae
Gene: rab11fip3
Product: RAB11 family interacting protein 3 (class II)
Exons: 16
Coding region: 270-2195 (641 amino acids)
Biological process (GO): endocytic recycling; regulation of cytokinesis
Cellular component (GO): endocytic vesicle; midbody; cleavage furrow
Molecular function (GO): calcium ion binding
Source: RefSeq, a predicted model, not a curated record